Molecule: messenger RNA, 2834 nt
Organism: Nerophis lumbriciformis (worm pipefish)
Lineage: Eukaryota; Metazoa; Chordata; Actinopteri; Syngnathiformes; Syngnathidae
Product: histone-lysine N-methyltransferase PRDM9-like
Biological process (GO): regulation of gene expression
Cellular component (GO): nucleus
Molecular function (GO): protein binding; DNA binding
Source: RefSeq, a predicted model, not a curated record
UUAUGAACUUGACGCCUAAAUCGGAAAAGACGGCUUUUACUCCGAAAGUCUUCACCCAUCAACUUCCGGACAGGAGUUCGGUCGGCUAGCUAGUUUCGUUUUUUAACGUAUUUCCGGUGUGUGUUUUUUUUUUUGCGGACUGUCCGAACAAGCUUCUCGUCGAGCGAGUACGCCCCAUGUCGAGCGCGACCAACGCCGUGGAGUGGGUCGAGUCCACCGGGGCUGUUUUCAUCAUAGAAGGCUGCCUUCCGGCGGACAGCAUUACUACAGCAGUGAUUCCGGUGCCAGAGCCAGUGAACUCACCCAUCCAGAAGUUGCUGGAGAAUGGAGACGACCCAGAGGGCGGAGCAGGCUUUUGCUGUGACGAGUGUCUGAUCCUCUUCCAAGACCACGACGACUCGUCCAAGGUGGGCAGCCCCUCCUUUUUCCUCGACUUCCCCGCCAGCGUCGGCGUCCCCCAGAGGGCGCUGUUGACGCUGCCCUACGGCCUGACGGUGGGCAGGUCCAGUAUCCCCAGCGGGGGCGUCGGGGUCAUCAACCACGGGCCGGAGGUCUCACCCGGGAUGCAUUUCGGACCGUUUGAGGGCGAGGAGACCACCGUGGAGAACGCCAUCACAAGUAUCUUCUCUUGGGAGACGUACAAAGCACAGGAUGAUUACGCGUACAUCGACGCUGCUCCGGAGUCUGUGUCCAACUGGAUGAGGUACAUCAACGGCGCUCGCAGAAGAGACGAGGCCAACCUGCUGGCGGUGCAGUACAAAGACCGCAUCCUGUACCACUGCUGCCGCAGCAUCCACGCCGGCGACGAGCUGCUGGUGUGGCCCAGCGACACGCUGCUCGGACGCUUCAGCGCCGCGUGGACGCAAAUGUUUCAGAUGCGGCUCAAGUCUGCAGAGAACAUCCCACCUGAUGUGCCUCAGGUCUUCCUGUGCGUCCGUUGCCAGCUGACCUUCACCACCGAGGCCUUCCUCCAGCGCCACGCCGACCGCUUCCACUCUGCCGAGGUUGAAAACGGCGAAAACGGCCUCCGCGCCUCCUCCUCCCCGACGACGCCGCCGCCGCCGGUCGACGCUGACAAGGUUCUGAGCUGCUCCACCUGCGGCAAGGCCUUCAAGCACGCGUCGUACCUGAAGAGACACGAGCUGUGCGUGCACGCCAACAAGCGGCCGUACUGCUGCACGCUGUGCCGGCGCAGCUUCAACCAGGCGUCGGGCCUGAUCCGCCACCAGCUGGCGCACAGGAAGUGCGGCGCGUUGAGAGCGCCGGAAGUGAAGGAGGAGGGUGCCGCGGCGGACGAGCCGAGUGAAGCGACGGAGGCGGAGAAAGGUGCGGAAUCAAACCAGGAGGCGGAGAAGGAGCCCAGCGGUUGCUCCGAGUGCGGGAAGUGCUUCCAGAACGACGCCUGCCUGAAGACGCACACGCUGCUGGUGCACGACAAGAUGCGCUCCUUUGUGUGCAGCGUCUGCCAGCGCCGCUUCGGACAGUUCAGCGACCUGCAGCGCCACCUCAAGCAGCACCGCCGGCAGCGGAAGGCUCCGCCUCCCGACAUGCCCUUCAGCUGCGCCGCCUGCUCGCUCGCCUUCGCCAGCGUGGACCUCCUGCAGCAGCACAUCCUCGCCGGUCACUCGGAGGAGAGGCCGGACGAGAGCGACCCCGACUACGUCCCUCGGUCCUCGGAGCGCGCGGAGAAGUGUCAGCGGCCUCGGCGGCACGGCUCCGCCUCCAAGAUCUCCGCCAUCACGCGGCUCAUCGCUCCCAGGCGGCGAGCGUGCAGGAAGAGCGCGCCGGAAGACGAGAAGCCCGCCAAGUGGUUCAGCUGCAACGGCUGCGGGCAAACCUACGCCGACCCGGACGAGCUGCGGGCGCACGCCUGCGUCGACAAGCCGCACGUCUGCUCGCACUGCGGCGCCGCCUUCAGCAAGCGGACCUUCCUCAGGAGACACGAGCAGAACGUCCACCGGACCAUCAAGUCCUGCUGCUGCGAGCUCUGCGGCAAAGUCUUCACGGCCGCCGCCGCCCUGGAGAAGCACCAGCAGACGGACGCCUGCAGGAAGUACUACUACUCCUCGGAGCUCUUCUCCUGCCCCCACUGCCAGUUCUCCUUCACCGCCAAGAGCUACCUGGCCAAGCACGUCCGGAGGCACCACCCGCUGACGUACCUGUCCACGCCGCCGGAGGACGGCCAGGAAACCGCCGGGGAGCUCCUGUGCCCGCACUGCGGGAAGCGUUACCUGGGCGCCGGCGCCUUCAAAAGCCACGCCUGCUUCCAGCAGCAGGUGAAGGUGCUCUACCUGUGCAACGACUGCGGCAAGGGCUUCCCCAACCCCAACGCGCUCAAGCGCCACCGCCGCACGCACACGGGCGAGAAGCCCUACGCCUGCCCGCACUGCGGCAAGAGCUUCGCCGAGUCGGGCCAGCUCACCGUGCACACGCGCACGCACACCGGCGAGCGGCCGUACCUGUGCACCAACUGCGGCGAGCGCUUCCGGCAGUCGGGCGACCUGAAGCGGCACGAGCGCAAGCACACGGGCGUGAAGCCGCACGCCUGCGACGAGUGCUGCAAGAGCUUCAGCCGCCCGCAGAGCCUCAAGGCCCACAAGCUGCUGCACCGCGGCCAGCGCCUCUUCUCCUGCGCGCAGUGCGGCAAGAGCUUCUCCCGGAACUACCACCUGCGGAGGCACCACCUGAAGAUGCACGCCUAGGAGCCCGGACGGCGGCGUUAUGAAUAUGUAAAUAAAAACACGCACAUCAUCUUCACUGUUGACCAUUUAAUCCACAAAACAAUGCAAAGCAUGUGCACUGUACAAGCCUCAUUAUUAUUAUUAUUAUUAUUA